This is a messenger RNA of Ruditapes philippinarum (Manila clam), 4460 nucleotides long. RefSeq names its product low-density lipoprotein receptor-related protein 2-like. The annotation marks the transcript as partial. The transcript has 27 exons. Lineage: Eukaryota; Metazoa; Mollusca; Bivalvia; Venerida; Veneridae. The record is from RefSeq and is a predicted model, not a curated record.
ACGUUAUCCGCAUAUCUUUUAAUUCGGAUCUUCAAGCGUUUAACAUUAUAUAGAUCUUGUGAUACUCAUAUUAAGUGGAUUUGUAAAGAAGCAUCUUUAAACUAGAUUCUGUAUUCUUGUGUUGACAGGUGUUGUAGCCAGGUACAUAAACAUUUGGCCCAUCAUUUGGCAAAAUAUAACUGAAAAGGAACAACGUAUAAACAAGAGAAAUCACCGAAAUGACAAUUUAAAAGAAUUUUCUAAUUUAAGUAAAACAUAAGAAAAUUGUUUUUUGUACAAUUUAUAAAGAAGUUAUUUUUGACAAUGAGUGCGAAGCAGUUGUCAGUUGCGUUUUUACUUGUGUUGGUUGCCAAAGGAAUUACACAAGGCACUACAAACUGGCCAAAAGAUCGUGGUCUUAUAUUUACGACCUAUUAUACAUGGAGCAGCGAAAUCAAAGGUAGAAUACGACAUUUACAGGGAUUUCCGGGAUAUGAAAUCAUCACAGGUGAAUACGCUGGCUAUGAUGACGCAAUCACGCCUGACAUUCCGAAUUUUGCGUUCAUCAACGAAGAUACCAAAAUGCAAAGCAUCGAUGUUGACUUCCGGGAGAAAUCCGUCUUCAUGCAUGAUGACUUUUCGAGUACAAUUGCAUACAUCAGAGACUAUAACACAGACCUUAAUAACAUUACAAUCAACAACAUGGACCUUGCAGCGUCUAAGGGGACGGCACAAGUAGCGGUAGACUGGCUAUCACAUACAGUUUAUUGGACUGAUACCUUAUUUAGACGAAUCAUGGCAGUUCCUGGCCAACCUGACAAGUUGAAGAUGGGCUAUUAUAAAAUUAUUAUUGAAGAAAGUGUAGGAGCACCAAUGGGUAUUGCAGUUGAUCCACAUGAAGGGCUAUUGUUUUGGUCAGACGUUGGAGCUGAACGUAAAAUAGAAAGGUCCAACCUUGACGGGAACUUGGACUCAAGAGAAACAUUUUAUCUUGCUGAUAAUUCAUAUCCGUCAUGUCUUGAAUUAGACCGUAAAGAGAGAAAAAUAUAUUGGAUAGAAAGAUCUUUAGACAAAAUCUUGUAUAUGACAUACGAAGGAAAAGAGCGAACUUUGCUAAAAGGAAUGAGUGGCGUGACUUUAUACGAUAUGGCACUAUUUAGGGAUGUUUUGUAUGUUAGCGACACUUAUGAGGGCUAUUUGUACACAAUAAAUAAGACGAAAGAGGGCAAUGGUAAAAUGGAGGCAGAAAUUAUCACUUACUACCCUCAUGAUAUUUACGGUGUGGCGGUAUUUAGUGAAGAAACACAGCCUCUGAGAGAUAGAGAUUAUUGCGCCAUUUUGAAAUGUGACCAGUUUUGUAUUACGAUAAAAGGCAGUGCGAUAUGCGCAUGCGCUGAAGGACAUAGUCUUAAUUCAAGUACUCGUAAAUGUGAAGAGGAUAAAAAGUUUCUCGGGAAAGCCAUCGUGUUUGCAAAUGCUACUCACAUUUGUAUGGUAGAUACCCAAGUAUUGAUCUUACCCCAGACAAAGCAUUUUUGUGUAUUCACCGUUAUAAAACAGCAAAAGAGUUCACCUAUUCCGAAUAUGCGUCGGAGAAGGCAAGUUGAUUCAUCCACAACAGCAGCUGCGAAUAGCCCAACACCAACCGCAGCAAACAACCCAACACCUUCUUCUACCCCUCCAACAACACACACGCCUACCACAAUGCCUAAAACAACAAUACCUCCUACCCCAACGCCUCCAGCAACAACAACUGUUCCCACAACAACAAUGAUCCCUACAGCUGCGCCUGGAGACAUUAUAAAACAUUUUGAUAUGGAUAUGAAAAACAGGAUCUUUUUCAUAGUAACAGCGGAUAAUUCCAUAUAUAAACGACUGAUUGAUUUAUCUAUCGAGAACGAUGCAAAGGAGUUAAUAGUGAAAGCAUCUGGAAAUAUCAGCGGUAUAGUAUAUGAUGCUGAAGAUUCGAACAACCUGUACUGGUGUGAAUCAAAUACAAAUAAUAUUUGGGUUGUUAAUAUCGUUACAAGGGCUGUGAGGAAAGUUAAUCUAGACAACGAAACUAGAAUUGAUAAUCCACGAAGCCUUAUUAUUAUGCUCAAAGAGAGGAAACUGGCUAUGAUAACUGGAACAGAUGAUGGUGAUGAACGCUUUUCUAUAAAAACAAUGACUUUGGACGGACAAAACGUCGAUGUUGUUGUGUCAGGAAAGAACGAAAUUUCAUCAUUUUAUUAUAACCGCGAAGAACAAAGAUUCUAUUACAACAGAGGAGCAUAUGCUUAUAAAGCUUCUCCUGAUGGUAAAAUUGAUUCUGUAGAACAUUACGGAGUCAGCAUCCAUACUUAUAUUUUGUUGCAGUAUCAGAAUUUCAUAGUUUGGGUUUACCACAACGAUACACAUAGUAAUAUUGUAAGGUCACGAAACACCUUGACAAAUGUUAACAUGAAUCUUGUAUCUUUUGAUAAUUCUGAAUUAGUAGACAUGAAACCUCUGGAUGCCAGUAUCCAAAAUACAGAUGUUGUUAGUCCUUGUGCUUACGAUAACGGAGGUUGUUCUCAAAUUUGCGUCACACAUUACGUUGACUCUAAAAUAACACGGGUCUGUGAAUGUCCAAUAGGAUAUACAGUCGAAAAUGAAGUCAACUGUACAACAAACAAUGUUGAUGACAAUUUUCUGCUGGUAACUGAUUGGUCUAUAGAAGAGAUAUUACAGAUUGAUAAUCUCACUAACGAAGUACACGUCGUUCCUGGGGAUGAAGAUGCUGAGUACAUGGGCAUUUUUGUUGAUCAGAAAAAGAAACGGAUGAUAUGGGCUCAUUAUUUUGAUGAAGAAGUAGUGAGCGCCAAUUUCAACGGAUCUGACCGCAAAGUAAUUGCAGACUUAGGAUAUUCUGGAUAUGCAUACCGGUUUGACCAAGAUGUCACCACUGGAAAUAUAUAUUAUACCGCAUAUUUUGAUACAUACCUGGGGUUAAUUACACCGGAUGGACACUAUACAAUAUUGAGUCAAGAUUUCGGUUGGGAUUCUUUACUAGAUAUUGCUGUAUAUCCUGUUAAAGGUUGGAUGUACUUUACUUUAGACGGAUACCCAAGUUACGUCGGUCGUUCCAACAUGGAUGGGUCUAACCAUGAGCAGCUGAUUUCUGGCGAUCAUGUUGGAUACCCUGAUGGUUUAGCAAUCAAUCAUAUAACUGAUCGUCUCUAUUGGUCGGAUGCUACUUACGACACAAUACAAGACUGUGACAUGGAUGGCCAGGAUUGCAUCACUAUUGUGAAUAUGACCGCGCUUUCUAUCCGUGAAGAAAUUAGGGAUUUGGUCACGGAUGGAGUUUAUCUUUAUUACUCAACGUAUCGGAAAGAUCACGUGGUUCGUGUAAGUUUGAAGAAACCAUAUACAAGAACACCUGUUGGUCAGAAUUAUGCUCUAGGGAAACUAGACAGCAUGACACUGUAUAGUAGUACAGACAUUAAUAUCCAGAAACCCAACAGUUUGUGUCAAGCUCGAAAUGGCCUUGGAGACUGCAGUACAAUAUGUGUACCAACAGAACUCAGCAGGACAUGUGCUUGUGAAGAUGGUGUUAGUCUGAAAGCAGAUCAGAGAACAUGUGAAAAUAUAUAUCAAUGCCCAAUCCUUAUUGAACAGAAAGUUACCUCAGAUACGGGUUUGGAAAAAACAAUUGAAAUAACUAUUGAAAGAACUUGCAACAGAUUUCUACACGAUAAAUGUAACUAUGAAUGCCCGAAUAAUUACGAACCAUUGUUUGAUACAGAAAUGUCCUGUACUAGUGCAGGAUGGAGCAUGGAAUCUCGCACAUUAUGCAAAGAAGUAAGAUGCCCAUUAACCGUUGGUAAUGGUAAAAUUGUUGGCGAUUGUAAACGUGAGGUCGGUGAUAAAUGUGAAUACCAGUGUAACACCGGCUUUAUACAGACACGUACAGCAGCAGUUUGUACGAAAACGGGACAAUAUCACGAGCCGGAAGGUGGUUUCUGCAUACCAUUCAAGUGUAGUGACACUAUCGAAAACGGCAUGAUGGGCAAAGAUUGUACGAGACUUACUGGCAGCACAUGUGACUACAUGUGCAAUAAGUUUUAUGCUCCAAAUCCUAAAUACCCUAAAGCACAGUGUCAAGGAACUGGAUGGAGUCCUGACUCGUCUAGUCUUUGUCAAGAAACAACGUGUCAAGCUGAUUCCUUCCCUAACGGACAGUUCUCGCCAACAUGUCUACACAAAAUAGGUGAUGCAUGUACAUUUACCUGUAAGCCAGGCUAUGUCAAAACAACUGAACUAGCUUUUUGUAAAAAUGACAAAAUGUGGCACCCUGAAGAUGCAUGCUCCGAAUCAAUCUGCGAAGAUACCUCUUUGACAAACGGGAAAGUUAUUGGAAGCUGCUCAAAGAAGAUUGGGAUAGAUUGUGCAGUUGUAUGUAACCAAGGCUAUGUAAAUAUGACAGACAAAGCAUUCUGUAGAAAUGACAAGAAGUG